This is a messenger RNA of Cercopithifilaria johnstoni, 1302 nucleotides long. The record is from the annotation of a GenBank genome assembly. Lineage: Eukaryota; Metazoa; Nematoda; Chromadorea; Rhabditida; Onchocercidae.
AUGGAAAGUUUACGAAGUAAUUUUGUGCAAGCAUGUGAUAGUGAACGAAUUAUAUUGCAUUGUCCAAAAAAUACGCAAAUUUUGCUUGAAAAUAUAUUUUAUGGUCGUUUGAUACCAAGCCAUCAACUUUGUCCCUCAUCCAGUACACAUCAACAAUUAUCAUCCGAUGAAGAUAUCAAUUGUGAUGUGAUACAGGCUCAUGCGAAAAUUCUGGAACAAUGUCGUAAUAAGAGAAAAUGUAAAAUAAUGGUAAGGCCAUCAUUUUUUGGUACUGAUCCAUGUCCAAACACAUUCAAAUAUCUUCAAAUAUCCUAUAAAUGCAAACCAGCAUCAUUCGAUGAAGAAUUAUUUUGCGAAGGAUCAACAAUGAAAUUGAGCUGUAAGCAAAAUAAAAGAUUGGUUAUUUAUUCGGCGCAUUAUGGCCGAGCGGUUCAGGGACGAACAAUGUAUUGUACACCUCCAAAUACUCCAAUUACUCAAGAUUGUAUGAUAAAUGUAUUGGAUCAGAUACUCUAUGAUUGUCAUGCACAAACGGAAUGUACGGUAUUAGUGAACGAUGAACAUUUUGGCAAAACCGGAUGUAAAACAGGGAUGCAAAAAUAUCUCAGCCUUAUUUUCAUGUGUAUGAAUGAUGAGAUCUUCAGUGAAGCAGCUAUAAUGGGUAAUUUGGAUGCAAUGAAGAAAAUCAUUUCGAAUUUGCCACCAAUGAAAGUAUCAAAAAUGGAAGCAGCAUUUGUGAAGGAAGAUGAGCGCAUUUUUCAUAUAAAAGAUGAUCCUAGUCUUGGAUAUAAAAAUAUCCAAAAAAUUUCUUCCUUCGAAAAGAACAGAAAUGUAAACAGUGACGAGGAAUCAGAAGAGGAAGGCGCAUUUGUCGUAUCAAAUCCAGUUGAAACAACUUCACCAAAAGAUCUUCCUUUCAAUGUUUUUGGCUUCAUACAUGAUGUUAUAUUGGUAGUGCGAAUAAUAAAAGAUAACAAAGAAAAAGUCUUAUUUUGUCUUCUCCUAAGUCUUCUAGCAGGCCUAACAAUGUUAUUAAUCGCUUGUGCAAUAUCCGGUUAUUGUCGGCGUAGAGCAAAAUGGAAGAGUUCAAAGAUGAAAAAUAAUGAGGAAACUGUACAAGCUUCUAGAUCAACAGAAUUAAACACAUUGAUGGGAAAUAAUCGUUCACCAUCAGUCUUUCUGGAUUCCAGCAGUAGAAUUUGUUUUGAUAUUGGCGAUCUAUCGAAUAAUAAGGAAUCAUUUCUGCGCUUUACGCAAUUAGCACCUCUACGAAUACCGCAAAAUAUUCAUGGCUAUAGUUAA